Molecule: messenger RNA, 966 nt
Organism: Sarcophilus harrisii (Tasmanian devil)
Lineage: Eukaryota; Metazoa; Chordata; Mammalia; Dasyuromorphia; Dasyuridae
Gene: CCDC85B
Product: coiled-coil domain containing 85B
Exons: 1
Coding region: 178-876 (232 amino acids)
Biological process (GO): negative regulation of DNA-templated transcription
Cellular component (GO): nucleus
Source: RefSeq, a predicted model, not a curated record
CCCCAUUCUCGCCGCCGCCGCCGCCGCCGCCGCUGCCUCGGCUCGGGCUCGGCCUCGGCCUCGGGGCCGCUUCCGCCUCGGCCUGGGCCCGGGCAGCCUCUGCGCCCCUGCCCCGCUCGGCCGGCCCGGGGGGCAGCGGGCCGGGGGGAUGCGCCAGCGGGCGCCCGGCCGGGGGCCAUGGAGGGCGGCGAGGCGGCGGGCGGCCCGGGGCGGCCGCUGAGCGACGCGGAGCUGGCGGCGCUGGCCAAGGAGGAGCUGGUGCGGAGGCUGCGGCAGGAGGAGGCGGAGAAGCUGGCGGCGCUGGUGCAGCGCGGCCGCCUCAUGCAGGAGGUCAACCGGCAGCUGCAGGGCCACCUGGGCGAGAUCCGCGAGCUCAAGCAGGUCAACCGGCGGCUGCAGGACGAGAACCGCGAGCUGCGCGACCUCUGCUGCUUCCUGGACCACGAGCGCCAGAAGGGCCGCCGCGUGGCCCGCGAGUGGCAGCUCUUCGGGGCGCACGCGUCCCGCGCCGUGCGCGACGAGCUGGCCGGCUGCUGGCAGAAGCUGGCGCAGCUCGAGGGCCGCCAGGACGAGCUGCUGCGCGAGAACCUGGCGCUCAAGGAGCUCUGCCUGGCGCUCGAGGAGGAGUGGGGCCCGCGGGCGGCCCCCGGCGCCGGAGCAGCCGCGGCCGCCGCGGGAGGAGGAGCGGCGCCGGCGGCCGCGGGAGGAGGAGCGGCGGCCGAGGCCGGGCCCGAGCCCGCCGGGGGCCCCGGAGGCCCGGGGCCCGAGCUGGGGCUGCCCCCGUGCGGGGCCCGGGACGUGGGAGACGGCAGCUCGAGCACGGGCAGCGUGGGCAGCCCGGACCAGCUGCACCUGGCCUGCUCUCCGGACGACUGAGCGAGCCCCGCCCCCGCCCCCGCCCCGGCCCCUGCUCUGUCCAGCCCGGAUGCGCCCCUGCCCUCGGGCAAUAAAACUGCGGAGACCCCG